Molecule: messenger RNA, 881 nt
Organism: Pistacia vera
Lineage: Eukaryota; Viridiplantae; Streptophyta; Magnoliopsida; Sapindales; Anacardiaceae
Product: 60S ribosomal protein L12
Exons: 1
Coding region: 133-633 (166 amino acids)
Biological process (GO): translation
Cellular component (GO): cytosolic large ribosomal subunit; ribosome
Molecular function (GO): large ribosomal subunit rRNA binding; structural constituent of ribosome
Source: RefSeq, a predicted model, not a curated record
CAAAACCCUAGUUUGCUUAUAUUCAACCUCAACCCCUUCUCUUAAUUUCGCUGCGCCUCCCUUCCCAAGCCCUAACACAUAUUUUCUCUCCCUUUUUUUCUUCUACCUCUAACAAGCAAAGGAAAUCCAAAGAUGCCGCCAAAGUUCGAUCCAUCUCAGGUGGUCGACGUCUUCGUCCGGGUGACCGGAGGUGAGGUCGGAGCUGCGAGUUCACUCGCUCCUAAAAUCGGUCCACUCGGUCUCUCCCCCAAGAAGAUCGGAGAAGACAUCGCAAAGGAAACCGCUAAAGACUGGAAGGGCUUACGUGUCACCGUGAAACUGACCGUACAGAACCGUCAGGCGAAGGUCGCGGUUGUUCCCUCCGCCGCCGCAUUGGUCAUCAAAGCGUUGAAGGAGCCUGAGAGAGACAGGAAAAAGACAAAGAAUAUCAAACACAACGGCAACAUUACUCUCGAUGAUGUGAUCGAAAUCGCUAAGGUUAUGAGGCCAAGGUCUAUGGCGAAGGAUCUGAGUGGAACCGUUAAGGAGAUUUUAGGCACAUGCGUUUCGGUUGGGUGUACGGUCGAUGGGAAAGACCCCAAGGAUCUGCAGCAGGAGAUUACUGAUGGUGAUGUGGAGAUUCCUCUUGAUUAAAGAAGCAGAUAUUUUGUGAGGGUUUUUUUUUUUAUAUUUUAGUUUUUUAAGUUUAUUUCUCAAUAUCUGUGUUUUUAUUAUUAUCAGUUUUGGAUCUCUAUAAGGAUUUUAAUCGUAUCUCCAAAUUUCAAGUUUUCAGCGGUAGUGAGUGCUAAAUUGGAAUCAGGAGAUGUAAGAUUGAAUUUAGUGGUUUUUUUGGAUAACAUUUGAGACGUAAAUUUGAUCUUUAAGUUUAAGUUUAUAGUGCA